Messenger RNA from Conger conger (European conger), 3370 nucleotides. Its product is annotated as semaphorin-4D-like. The transcript has 14 exons. NCBI's taxonomy places the organism in Eukaryota, Metazoa, Chordata, Actinopteri, Anguilliformes, Congridae. Gene Ontology annotation, molecular function: semaphorin receptor binding; chemorepellent activity; integrin binding. The coding region runs from base 10 to 1986 and encodes 658 amino acids. The record is from RefSeq and is a predicted model, not a curated record. Gene Ontology annotation, biological process: neural crest cell migration; positive regulation of ERK1 and ERK2 cascade; integrin-mediated signaling pathway.
UUGACUCAGAUGGAAUUCAUGUUUGAACGUAGUGGUAUAUUUCAAUUCGGCAUGUCUGUUUCGCAGUGCCUUUUAUUCUUAAACAUUUUUCUUCCUUUCAGCGUGGCUAGCGCAAACGACAACCCAAGGGUGGUGCUUGCUGAGAGAGAUGUCCCCAUCAAGAGGUACAGUCUGCAUGUGAAUAACAGCCGUAUAGAGCUUCUUGAGGGUUUUCAUGACAACAGAAUCUUUGUCGGGGGACACGGCAGAAUUUGGUACAUUGAUUUCGACGGAAACAAGACAAAGGAGGUGAAAUUUCCCGUGUUGGAAAGGAAAGGAAGUCGGAAGUCGAAAAGAAGUUAUUCAAAGCCAGCAGCCGCUUGCAACUAUGAAUAUGAUGUCACCACACUGCACAGCAUCGAUGCCACAUUGCUGCUUGUGUGUGCGUCCAAUGGACAAGACCCAAAGUGUUGCUGCAUGUCGACAAAGGAAUUGAAAUGCUCUGAGGACUGGAAAGCUAGUGGAAUUGCCCCGUUAAAUGUGACUGAACAAGCUCCCUCCCUGUAUCUCGAGGGUGAUGUGUACGCCGCGGUGAAUGUAGGCAAUUCCCUGGCAAUCCGCAGAAUUGGGCGUCGUAAUAGUAUCUGGCCAGAUAUUGACAAGAAGGAACAGAGGUACGUGAGCAUGGCAUUCAGUGGACCGAGAGAGGACCCACUGCAGGACAGAGUCUACACAUUCCUGCUGCAGAAGAGUUCAAAUGAGGACAUGGACGCUAGCCCCUGGACAUCGUGGGUCACCCAGGUCUGCAAGGCGGACCUGGGUGGAUCAAAGGCGUUUCUGCAGCAGGCCUGGACCUCCCGCUUGAGUGCCCGGCUGUCCUGCGGAAUCCGUGAUGGGAAGCUGUUCUUCAACCAGCUGCUGGAUGUGACCGUCCUGCGGGGAGCCAACUGGAAGGAGAGCCGGGUGUACGGACUGUUCAAGAACCGCUGGGGCAAGACAGCUGUGUGUGUAUACACAAUGGCUGACAUCGAUCAUGUCUUCAAGACCUCUGACUUCAAAGGGUUCACUGGAACUGUCCCAGAACCAAGGCCUGGGGAGCAGUGCGUCAGGGACAGUACGACAUUGCCAACCAAUGUCCUGAAGCACAUUAAGGAAAACCCGGACAUGAAGGACUGGGUUUGGCCUGUGCAGGGUAGCGGCCCGCUCAUGGUCAGCGACAACCACUAUCGACAUAUCCGAGUGGACAGAGUGGAAGGCGCUGGCCAUGGCCAGAGAAAGAGAAAUUACACUGUGCUCUUUCUGUCUCUGGACAGUGGCAGUGUACACAAGGUCUUGGAGCACGCUGGAGGGUCCUUCAUCAUUGCUGAGCUGCAGCUCUUCAGCAACAGAAGCAGCAUCCAGAAGCUUCUGUUGCCGCUCUCCUCGAGGAAGCUGUAUGUGAGCUCCAGCAGGGAGGUGGUGGAGGUGGAUCUGCAAGGCUGCCAGAGGUACGGGCCUCAGUGUGAGGACUGCGUCCUGGCCAGAGACCCCUACUGCAGCUGGGACGGCACUCACUGCACUGGAACUGGAACUGACAAAACAAGAAUUCAAAUUCAGGAUGUGGAGCAUGGAAAUCAUUUUCUGUGCAGGCGGGAGGGUGGUGAAAUGGCCGAAUCUUACCCCCUGCAAGUUUCUUCAGGUGCCUCUGCAAUGCCCGUACGAAGUGACGACGUCCCACUGCCGUCCUACUAUAUCCUGAAAUGCCCCAUGUCCUCUAGCCACGCCUAUUACUUCUGGCUCCACGAUGGAAUACACAGGGAGUGUCUGCUUUCAGAGGGGUCCUGUCUGCUGCCCGUCGUCUCCGGAAAGCCAGACCAGGAGGGCAGCUACGAGUGCAAGUCCACGGAGGGGGGCUACGUCAGGACGCUCGCCCGUUAUCAGCUGUCGAAGGAAAGCAGGGUCCCAGGCUUGACCCCGUCUCUCCCUGCCUUGGCCUGCCUCCUGCUGUCCCUGGCACUGAUCCUCUAGACGCAUGCGUUUUUCUCCGCUUUACCCACUGCAGCUCGUCCCAGGUCUCAGACCACACACCCCAGCCUGACCUCAGGGAAUAACCCGCACACCUACAGCUGGCAGUGUAAUCAGUAAGGCUCGCCAGUCCAGCACUUGGAGCCACGGCUUUUGCUGGUUGAGCUGUCCUCUAGGGUCCUCAUCGCACUUGUCCCUGUGUUUGAUUUAGACUUAAUUUUAUGUGGCACAGGAGCGUCUGCUAAAUGACUAUAAUGUAAUGUAAUGUAAUGUAAUGAUAGCAAACCUGGGUAAAUACGUUAUCGUUUCAGAUUCUAAAACUUUUCUGUGCUCAAAUGAUCUUGCCUGGGGCAAUUGAGCCAACCAAGAGGACCAGAAGGCAUGGUUUGCACUUUUUGAGAGCAUUUCACUUCCAAUACACCAGACAAGCUCAGUAAAGCAAAGAAAAGUAUUUGAAUGUGAAACAAUGACGUAUUUGGUGUGGGAUAUAGUCGUUUCUCAGAACCUUUAAGGCGAAAACUAAAACUAGCGGAUCCUAUAAUCUAAGAACAUUUCUACAUUUAAAUGCCUUGUUGUGUUGAGACUUAAUUAAAAUUAAGCGUUUAUAGUUUAUAAAAUUUUAUAAAGGGAGGAGUCAAAGUUUGAAUGUAAACCACAUAGCCAAAUUUUGAGUUGUACAUUUGCUCAUUGACUCACACACUUCUAAAACAUUGGGCCUCAUCGUACGGACAGAUUUGGAACAGACUUACUGUUAUAUAUUACCAUAUAAAAUAAGAAUUCGUUUUUUUAUUCUCAGGGACUUAGAGUUGAUUAGACUAAGCAGGAAACAAUCACGCCUGGAGCGAUGUGGGGCUAAGGGCCUUGCUCAAGGGUCCAACAGCUGUGCAGAUCUUAUCGUGGCUACAACGGGGCUUGAACCACCAACCGACUGGGUCCCAGUCAUGUACCUUAGCCACUAGGCUACAGGCUGUAAAUCAUGAAAAUCAUGUUUUCGUAUGAGGCCAAUUGUCUAUGCAAUCUAAUUUAUAGUUUUAGAAGAUGAAAGGCAUAAGUUGGCAUUUACAUUUGCCUUGGAUUAAAAAUAAUUUAUACUGUAUAUGCCAACCGGAUGCUGUAUGCACAUUUCCAAAGAAUAUAUAUUUUUGUACAAACACAAGAUUUUAGAGAAGUAUUUAUUGUCAACAUAAUUAUUUCUAAGUAUGCAUACUCUUAUCUCUGCUCUUCCUUUCUUGUAAUGUAUUUAAUUAAUUGAAUAAGCAGCACUUUAUUCCUAGCAAUGUGAAAUGUUAUAAAUUGCCUGAUGUUUGCAUAUCAUGGUGUUCUCAUACACUGAGCAUAUCUCCUGGAAGUCAUAAAAAACGAUAAACAAAUGAAAUGUUUGACUAAA